Adelges cooleyi (spruce gall adelgid) is the source of this 2741-nucleotide messenger RNA. RefSeq names its product beta-galactosidase-like. The transcript has 12 exons. Gene Ontology annotation, cellular component: vacuole. The coding region runs from base 63 to 2048 and encodes 661 amino acids. Gene Ontology annotation, molecular function: beta-galactosidase activity. Gene Ontology annotation, biological process: carbohydrate metabolic process. Lineage: Eukaryota; Metazoa; Arthropoda; Insecta; Hemiptera; Adelgidae. The record is from RefSeq and is a predicted model, not a curated record.
UAUUAGGUACCUACAGCAGUUGCCACCAGCCACUUGCCGGAGAAACUUCGGCGCGUCAAGUCAUGAUUAUUAGUUAUUUCAUUAAAAAAAAAAUGAGAUUGGAAAUUGUGUCGGUGUUAUUGGCGUUUUCCAGUUUGUCAGCUGCUUCGCAAUCGAGUUCACCUGUAAGGGAUCAAGAUGUUGUGUCAUACAGUCUGAAUAAAUCGACUGAACGAACGUUUAUUGUUGACCAUGAAAAAAACGAAUUCCUUAAAGAUGGUAAAGUGUUUCGGUAUGUUUCCGGGUCCUUACACUAUUUUCGGAUUCCUAGAGAGUAUUGGAAAGACAGGAUACACAAAAUGAAAGCUGCUGGUUUAAACGCUAUCACGACAUAUGUAGAAUGGAGCUUGCACGAACCAUUUCCGGGUGUGUACAACUUUGACGGAUUAGCUGACAUAGAAUACUUUUUGGAGCUAAUUAAAAAGGAGGACAUGUAUGUAUUGCUUAGACCAGGACCAUACAUUUGCGCUGAAAGAGACUUUGGUGGAUUUCCGUAUUGGCUCUUGAAUGCUACUCCUAAAAAAAGUCUAAGGACCAACGAUCCAACUUAUAAAGAUUAUGUGAAGAAAUGGUUCGACGUGCUAAUGCCGAAAAUGCGUCCUCAUUUAUACGGCAACGGAGGAAACAUAAUAAUGGUUCAGGUAGAAAACGAAUACGGUAGUUAUUAUCCAUGCGACCAAAACUAUACAAUAUGGCUACGAGAUCUGUUCCGUUCUUACGUCAAUGAAAAAGCUUUACUUUUUACUAUUGACGGAUGCGGUUCUUCGUACUUGGCUUGUGGCUCAAUACCAGAAGUGUUUGCCACCGUCGACUUCGGAGCUUCAGUACAAAAUGCGCAAGAUUGCUUUAAUUUCAUAAGAGAGAUACAAAAGACCGGCCCUCUGGUCAAUUCAGAGUUUUACCCGGGCUGGUUGUCUCAUUGGCAGGAACCGAACCCUGUCGUACAUUCGGAAGACGUGGUAAGAGUGAUGAAACAAAUGUUGUCGUUAAACGCCUCGUUUAAUUUUUACAUGUUCCACGGUGGGACCAAUUUCGGGUUUACUUCGGGUGCCAACACAAACCAAAGCACGCCUAAUGCAGGAUACCAACCUCAAUUGACUUCGUACGACUACGAUGCGCCCAUGACCGAAGCCGGAGAUCCGACAGAAAAAUAUUUCAAGAUAAAGCAGGUCCUCGGAGAAGCCGAAUUCUUAGUUUCCAAUGAAAUAUCACCCGUUCCUGUAUCCAAAGGUAACUAUGGCAAGUUCAUGCUUAAGCCAGUGGCCAGUUUCUUUGAUAAAGUCACACAACGUAUGAAACCCGUGGUCAGCGACGUUCCUUUGACUUUUGAAGACAUGGAUAUUAACACAGGAUUUGUCAUGUACGAAACAACACUGACGGAAGAACAAAAAAAUAUUUCCAGACCGGCAAUUCUUUCUAUAAACUCGAUUAGAGAUCGAGCAAUCAUCUACUUGGACAAUGUUAAUGUAGGGGUUAUGUCACGUGUCAAAGGCAAUACUACAAUGAGCAUAACAAUUAAGAGCACAAACGAAAAGCUGACCAUUCUGGUAGAAAACCAAGGUAGAGUUAACUACGGCAAUUUUUUCGAAGACAGAAAGGGAAUAAUCGAUCCCGUCACACUGAACAAUUUGACGUUGGGUCCGUGGAAGAUGAUAGCUCAUCCGUUAAAUGAAACGUCUUGGGUUUCGCUCAUCGAACCUGUUCAGAGCGUUCAGCUACCAGCUUUCUAUAAAACGACAUUUGUUUUACCAGAAAACACUACCAAGUGUCUUGACACGUACUUGGACCCUACGGGAUGGACGAAAGGAGUGGCGUACGUUAACGGGAUAAAUCUGGGCAGAUAUUGGCCUUUAGGCGGCCCUCAGGUAACCCUUUAUGUACCAGGAGUUUUUCUCGUAAUGCCGCCUGCUUCUAACAAACUUGUAAUGAUGGAACUUGAAGGCGCCCCUCCAGAUUUGUCUGUAAAAUUUGUCGACACGCCUAAUCUCAACGGAUCGAUAACGGUUUAGAUUUGUUAUAUCACAAUUAUUAUAACUAUAGUUUUAAUUAUUAACAUUAGAAUCGCCCAAGCAAACCUGACCACGCUUACAAUAUUAUUCGUACCAAAAAUGAUUUUAAAAUCAUUCGGAGCGCAAAAUAGGGUGAGCUUUUAUUAAAAUUGGGCGGUUUAGUAUUUAUUUUUAUUUUCAUAUUAACAAUAUUUAGAUUGUGCGAAUUGGAUAGAAAUUACAACUACUCAUUGAUCCCUUUGACUAUAAUGAUUAAUAUAUUAUAAUUAUAAUGUAAACUAGCCUAAUUUUUAAUUAGUUAAUUAGACAUAAUAUUAAGCAAUGCAUUGAAUGUACUUAAAUAAAAUUAAAAAAACAAUACACGAAAGGACAGUGCGUAACUGUUCGGAGUAAGAACAUGUUACUGUACAAAAAAUAGUCUGUAUGCGUUAUAAAAGUUGAAAAAAAAAAUUGAAUAUCAAAAUAUUGUAUAACCUCUAUCUUGUGUUAAUAUAUUUGUUUACAAAAUGUAGCUUAAUGAUUAAAGUUAAAUGUUUUAGUAAAAAUUUACUUUACAAUUCACCUGAAUAAAUGCUAGUGUAAGGUCUCUUAAACUUUUAUUUAUGUUUUAAAUUAUGUUUUUAUAUUUGAAUACUUAUUUACAUUUUUAGAGUUAAAACUAAAGACGCGUUUAAACAUUUUUUUAUUUGUUAU